Molecule: messenger RNA, 378 nt
Organism: Striga hermonthica
Lineage: Eukaryota; Viridiplantae; Streptophyta; Magnoliopsida; Lamiales; Orobanchaceae
Source: the annotation of a GenBank genome assembly
UAUCUGCCACCUGGAAUUAAGUGGGUCAUUGAAGAUUUUCUUCCACUAGAAUGUACCCUUCAGAACAACGAAUGUGAUGACGCGUUCAAAUGGCCAGUUGUGGUUAAGCGUUUUGGAUCCAAAAUUGGUUUCGCAGAUGGAUGGGAGGAAUUUGCAAGAGAUCAUCAUCUGGAGGAAAAUGAGCAAAUGUGUUUCGAACUGCAAGGUCCAAACACAUUUAUGGUCUAUCAUUUUAACAUUGGUUGUUGCAGGAAAGCAACUAGAACUGUGAUUGGAUCUUGCAUUUCUGACGAUGAAAGGAGUGUUGAUGAUGAUGAAAUGUUUGAUGGUUGUUUCAGUAUACAGACUUCUUUAACCCUUGUCACCCGAGGAAGACAG